AAACCAACUUUUCUAUUGACGGUGUUGUGGAAUUUUCGAAGAACGAAGGAGAUCAAUUAUUAGCGUUAGCUCGAUAUACGGUGGAUUGUUUGAAACCUUUGUCGCCAUUUGACCUGCAAGCUUUAUCUAUCAGUUUUUCGGAUGCUUCUUUGUGAUAUAUGUGAUUCAACAUGAACGAUGCAAAAGUCAGCGUCAGCUUUUCGUGCCAGCGAUGUCUGCAGCCAAUCCAUGUUGAUGAUACAUUUGCUAGCCUAAACGAGCAUUCGCUCGCCGAGUUGGCGUUGCCGAUCAAUGCCCACCUAGACUUAGAUUUGGAGUCGCAGUCCGUCAGCUUUGAUCAUCUGGUCAGACCAUUCCGUACUGCGGAAUCGACGAUUGAUACCAACGGCGGAUUCAUGCUUCUUUCGGACGGUCCGGACAAAGAAUCGCUUGGUCAACAUCUCCGUAUCAAAGCAGAGCUCUUUGAUGCGCUAUCGAACAACUCAGAAAUAGAUCACCCGCUUUGUGACGAAUGCACCGAUACGCUGCUAGAGUUGAUGGACAAACAACUAAAGGUGGCUGAGGAGGAAUGGAACGACUACAACAACUAUCUAAAACGGCUUGAAAUGACGGAUGAUGUCCCGGAUAUUGUGCAGCUUGAAGAGGAAUUGAGUGGGUUGAAGCGUGACGAAAGUAAACUUCUUGAAGAGUUGGCCAGUCUGUCCCGCGACGAACAAGCCAUCCGAGGAGGAGUGGAGGAGCAAGAAAAAGAAAAGCAGCGACUUGAACGAGAGGAAGAAAAAUACUGGCGCGAGUAUACGAAGCAUCGGCGGGAUGUUAUCACCACUGAAGACGAAUUCCGUUCCCUCGAGUGCCAAAUGGCGUAUGCUCAAUGUCAGCUGGAUAAACUGAAAAAAACCAACGUGUUCAAUGCUACUUUUCACAUCUGGCAUUCGGGGCACUUUGGGACGAUCAACAAUUUCCGUUUGGGACGGCUCCCAUCUGCACCGGUGGACUGGUCAGAAAUUAAUGCUGCCUGGGGCCAAACUUGUCUGCUACUAUCCGCCUUGGCGCGAAAAAUGAGUUUCAGUUUUAAGCAGUACCGCCUUGUGCCGUACGGUAAUCAUUCCUAUAUUGAACUACUUGGGGAAGGUAAGGAGCUUCCGCUCUACGGCAACGGAGGUUUCCGGUUUUUGUGGGACUCAAAAUACGACGCGGCUAUGGUUGCCUUCCUCGAUUGUUUGCAACAGUUCAAAGAAGAAAUUGUUCGACGUGAUCCGGACUUCUGUUUACCUUAUCUGAUGGAAAAAGGAAAGAUCGAAGAUGCUUCGACUGGAAGCAGUUUCUCGAUUAAGAUUCAGUUCAACUCCGAAGAACAGUGGACCAAAGCGCUGAAGUAUCUGCUCACCAACCUGAAGUGGGUAUUAACCUGGGUAUCGUCUCAAUUCAUAGAGGAAAAACGAUGAAGGAUAGAACAGCAGAUAGAAUAAACAAUUUUUGUGAGGCGAAGCCAACGUAAUAAACGUAUCAGUUAGAUACAAACUAUACACGAUUAAACAGUUGUCGUUACUCCUACAAACAUGGUUCAAAUUUUCUUGGUAACACUGUAGAGCAAAAUCUUACUUUCUAAUGUAAUUGGAGGUUUCUCAUUUCUUUUGUUUCGAUGAGAUCAGAUAACAACUCCUACAAUUCGGACGAAUAGAUAAUGCUAUAUGCUUCUUUACUGGUCUUACACUCGUAAAGUAAUGCCAGGCACUUUCUUUCCGUUCUGCGUAAAAGAAUACUACAUGUUAAAUUAUUCUAUGUAUUAUUAGUAACAAACACAAAUACAUACGGGGAAUUAUUUUUCGAAGUUGAUUAUUUAGUUUUAGUUUUUUUAUUAGCAACAAUUAGUAGUAACUGAAGAGGUAUUCGACUAAGUGUAAUUUUUACCUACUAGAAGAAACAAAGCUAUUAAGCUAUUUCGGUUCGCUAACUGUUAUUGAAAGAAUUAUACAAUCUAUCUGUACUGUUGUAACAGGAUAAACAUGAAGAAUGCAAAACAAUAUAUUACA
This is a messenger RNA of Anopheles bellator, 2033 nucleotides long. It is a transcript of the gene Atg6, whose product is annotated as beclin-1-like protein. The transcript has 2 exons. Lineage: Eukaryota; Metazoa; Arthropoda; Insecta; Diptera; Culicidae. Gene Ontology annotation, biological process: autophagosome assembly; late endosome to vacuole transport; autophagy. Gene Ontology annotation, cellular component: phosphatidylinositol 3-kinase complex, class III, type II; phagophore assembly site; phosphatidylinositol 3-kinase complex, class III, type I. The record is from RefSeq and is a predicted model, not a curated record. The coding region runs from base 171 to 1445 and encodes 424 amino acids.